AUGCCUCUACCUCUAUGUGCUUCUCCUCAACAUAUGGAGCUCGAUACCGCCUAUGUUCAAAAAACAUUGGAUCUACCAACUAAGACUCAAGAGAUGCAUGCUGAUUUUGUCAUUGUCGGAGGUGGUACUGCUGGAAGCGUAAUUGCUGCCCGUUUAGCUGAAUAUGGUUACGAGACAUUAUUAUUGUCGAGCGGCUCAAACGAUACAACGAAUCCACUGAUGACACAACAAGAUUUGUUUGGUCAACUUUUUCAAACAUCUCGUUUUAAACAUAAUCUCUUUUCGGAACCAUCUUCAAAUUUGAAUAAUCGAACAAUGGAUGUUGUUGCAUGGAAUACGCUUGGUGGAAGUGGCAUUAAUGGUGGUGGUAUGGAACGAACAAUGACCGAUGAUUGGCAAUAUUUUGUCAAUGCGACAGAUGAUCAUUCAUUUGCAUAUGAAAACAUGUUAAAAUAUUAUAAAAAAGUCGAAAAUUUUACAACAUCGACUCCUAACUUUGAUUAUUCUAUUCAUGGUCGGAACGGGCCGAUAAAAAUCACAUUGGAGUACGAUAAUACAUUCAACAGCGUAUGGCAAAAUAUUACAGAAGAAAUGAAUGAAACGUUUAGUAGUGAGUUUACAAGAACAAACGAUUAUGGCUUCUCGUUUGAACCAACAGUAUUCACGAAUGGUCACAGAAGUUGGAGCGGUGAUGUCUAUUUGACUCCGGCUCAAUCGAAAUAUUCCAAUCUUAAAGUAAUCACUUCCGCAACUGUGAUUAAAUUUGACGUCAAUGAAGAAACUAAACAAAUAAAUGGUGUUCUAUUUGUAACAAAAGAUGGUUUCUUUGUUGCCAUAGCUAAAAAUGAAUAUAUUCUUUCUGCCGGUACAUUUUUCAGUCCUCACAUAUUGAUGAUAUCUGGUAUAGGUGAUCCAGAUAUUUUGAGUGAAAAGGGGAUACAUGUAAAACAUUCAUUAAAACAAGUUGGCAAAAACCUAGUGGAUAAUGGAAUAGUGAGUGUCGAGUACGAAACGAAAAAUUUUUCCAUCAACAAAUGCAUUCCAGUAGGCCAUAUUCGAGCAACAAAUGAAACACCAAAUAUAUUUUUUAUUUUAAAGAACAAUGAGAAAACAAAUCGGCUCUUUGUGAUAAUGUUUAAUCCAUCUCCAAAAUCAAUUGUUGGCUCUGUUUCGUUAUAUAAUUCAAAUCCACUUAUGUCUCCGAAAAUAAUUUUAAAUUAUUUUGAAAAUGAAGAAGAUAUGAUAACAUUCGUAGACGGUAUACGAUACAUUCGACAAAUUAUGUCAACUAAUGCAAUGAAACAGUUUGCUCAAUUCGAAGAAAUCCUACCAGGGUCAAAUGAUGAGGUAGAUUACAUCAAAAAUUCGUUUAUACCAGCAUCUCAUUUUCUCGGUACAUGUUCUAUAGGAAAAAAUGGUGACGAUUCGGUCGUUAAUAAUCAGUUUAAGGUACAUGGAAUUAAAAAUCUUCGUAUUGUUGACGCGUCAAUAUUUCCUGCCGGUUUCGCUUCGAAAACAGGACCUUGUUUGACUGUUUAUGCUCUAGCUGAAAAAGCAGCGGAUAUUUUACGACAAAAGUUUCCAAAAUAA
Messenger RNA from Didymodactylos carnosus, 1590 nucleotides. NCBI's taxonomy places the organism in Eukaryota, Metazoa, Rotifera, Eurotatoria, Philodinida, Philodinidae. The record is from the annotation of a GenBank genome assembly.